This is a messenger RNA of Manihot esculenta (cassava), 2170 nucleotides long. RefSeq names its product probable protein phosphatase 2C 27. The record is from RefSeq and is a predicted model, not a curated record. Gene Ontology annotation, biological process: protein dephosphorylation. Gene Ontology annotation, molecular function: cation binding; protein serine/threonine phosphatase activity. Lineage: Eukaryota; Viridiplantae; Streptophyta; Magnoliopsida; Malpighiales; Euphorbiaceae. Bases 722 to 1879 code for a protein of 385 amino acids. The transcript is spliced from 4 exons.
CAUCCACCAACCCCUUACUACCACGUGUCGGUACCCGAUCUUAAGACCGCCAACUAGAAGGUCCACCGGUUACCUGGAAUCGCCAGUACCCAACCAAUGCCCUCUCUCUCUUUCUCUGCGUUGCAAUUUUCCUCUCUUUUUGAACUACUUUUCAUUCUCUCUCUCAGACGUCUCUUUUUAGGGUUCUUCGAUCAUCUGACAUAGAAAGAGGAAUAAGGAAUUACCAUCAUCUCCAUCUGUGAGAAUUUUGUUUUGCUUUUCUACACUCCCUUGUUUUCCAAAUUUUCCCUUUUAUCUUUCCAUGUGUUUUUGCUAAUUUCUUGUACCAUUUCCGGAAUUCUUCCUCGUGUUUCUGGGUUAAUCUGUGGAUUACCUUCGAUUUGGGUCACUAUGUGUCUCUGAAUUGCUGCGGAUUUCAGAUAAUUUAGUAUUAUUUUCUUGGAAAUUUUGAAUAAUUUUGCAUGAUUUUGUGAUCUGGAACUUGCUGAAGAUUUGAGAAUUGUUCCCCUGAUGCUUUGAGUUUGCUCCUGUUAUUCUUUGCAUAGUUGCCUGAUAUCUUGAGGAAUUUCGUUUCUUGAAGUGUGUAGUUCGUUAUUUUGCCUGAUUUGUGAAGCUUAUAUUUUAGGAUAUGUUAAUAGAUCAGAGGUUUUGAGGGAAAGUAAAAGUAAUUUGCUUUAAAGGUAUUCGCAGAAAAUACUUGAUUUAUGACUGGGAAGGGAGUAUGGCCGCUGGUAUGGAUUUUUCACCUCCGUUUACUGUAUUAGAAGGUGGUUACAGUAAGGUCAAUGCAUCAUCUAUGGAACAUCCGAACUCGGAAAAUUUAGAUAAUGUUAAACAAACUGCAAAUGCGAAACCUCCUCGGAACCUCUCGGUUAUGCGGCAUAGUAUGAAUGCCAUGAGGAUGCUGGAUGCUGCUGAUCUGGCAACGGAUGUUGGGGUUGUCAGCAAGUCACCUUCUGAUGAAAAAUCAAAUUUUCUACCUGUGUUCCGAUCAGGGAGCUGUGCUGAAGGAGGACCUAAGCAAUAUAUGGAGGAUGAACAUGUUUGUAUAGAUAAUCUUACUGAAUAUCUUGGUGCACCAUCCAACUUUCCCUCUCCUGGAGCCUUCUAUGGGGUAUUCGAUGGACAUGGAGGUACUGAUGCAGCAUCUUUUGUUAGAAAUAAUAUUCUCACUUUCAUAACUGAGGAUUCUCAUUUUCCAAUUUGCAUGGAGAAGGCAAUUAAGAGUGCUUUUGUGAAAGCUGAUUAUGCAUUUGCAGAUGAUAGUGAACUUGAUAUCUCCUCUGGCACCACUGCACUAACUGCCAUUAUCUUUGGACGGACCUUGAUAGUUGCCAAUGCUGGAGAUUGUCGAGCAGUAUUAGGAAGGCGAGGUAGAGCAAUUGAGAUGUCCAAAGACCAUAAACCUAAUUGCACAUCUGAAAGGCUGAGGAUUGAGAAACUAGGAGGAGUGAUAUAUGAUGGCUAUCUUAAUGGCCAAUUAUCUGUUGCACGUGCACUGGGAGACUGGCACAUGAAGGGGCCCAAGGGUUCUGCAUGCCCUUUAAGUGCAGAGCCAGAAUUGCAAGAGACAAAUCUAACUGAGGAGGAUGAGUUUUUGAUCCUGGGUUGUGAUGGCCUGUGGGAUGUAAUGAGCAGCCAGUGCGCAGUGACAAUUGCAAGGAAGGAACUAAUGCUCCAUAAUGAUGCUGAAAGAUGCUCAAGAGAAUUGGUCAGGGAGGCUCUAAAGCGCAGCACAUGUGAUAAUGUAACGGUGAUAGUGGUAUGUUUCUCGCUAGACCCACCCCCUCGGAUAGAGAUCCCACAGUUUCGAGUUCGAAGAAGCAUAUCAUCAGAAGGUCUGAAUUUGCUCAAGGGUGUGCUGAAUAGCAACUCAUGAAACGAUGGGGAUGAUUUAUGGAGGCGUGUGCAAAUGCAUUUCACGGUUUAGAAUUGGUAUGGACAUUUUUUUUCCUCUCUCCUAGGAUGGUUUCCUUGUUCAGGAAAUAAACAUGGCAUAGAAUGUGAUUCUUUUGAGUUUCAGAACCCUGUAAAUCUGAGAUCAUUUAUGUUGUAACAUUUCAAUGAGUUCAUUGUUCAACACUAUCCAGUUGCACCGACAAAUCUCUCAUUUUUCGUUUAUCCUUUGUACAUAAACUUGAAAAAUGAAAACUGAGGGGGUAUUCUCUUA